Liolophura sinensis is the source of this 2142-nucleotide messenger RNA. RefSeq names its product receptor-type guanylate cyclase gcy-4-like. Bases 1 to 2142 code for a protein of 713 amino acids. Gene Ontology annotation, cellular component: plasma membrane. NCBI's taxonomy places the organism in Eukaryota, Metazoa, Mollusca, Polyplacophora, Chitonida, Chitonidae. The record is from RefSeq and is a predicted model, not a curated record. Gene Ontology annotation, molecular function: adenylate cyclase activity; peptide receptor activity; guanylate cyclase activity. The transcript is spliced from 10 exons. Gene Ontology annotation, biological process: receptor guanylyl cyclase signaling pathway; intracellular signal transduction; cGMP biosynthetic process.
AUGUCUGCGUCCGUCAUGACCUCUGAAAUCAGUCUCACCCGCUCCCAGCUCGACACGACAAUCAUGGAAAUGUUAAACAUCCGACCAGGAGAGAGUGGACUAACGGCCGUCUGUAGAGGUAACCCCAUCACAGCCUCUGGCAAACGGAAACAAAUUUUUCGCAUAUUUUCCGUGGUGUGUGUUCCGAUUGUGAUACUAAUCGGCAUGACGGCGAACACGUUCGCCACCACAUUGCAGGGCUACCUGGAAGCCACAUCGAUACGUGAUAGUCUCCGAUUCAGCACCCAGCUCGGAACGCUCAUUCACCAGUUACAGAGGGAACGCGACCAGAGCGCCCUCUAUAUAAGCGCAAUUGGACCGGAAACGAAACUCAAGCUGCUUCAAGCAUACACGGCCACCGACCUAGUACUUGAGCAAUUGGACCAAUGGCCAAAAACCGACAACAACGACCUCAAACAGUUCCAGAAGAAGGAAAAGUUUCAGGUGUUUCUAAACCAGCACCGGUAUCGAUUGGACACCAUCAACCAAUCGGUGACAGAUGAGCUUCAACAUUAUACCAGCGACAUCCUGAUAUUCGUGGAGUGGCUGUACGACUCGAUCUCCGAGGCUCGUUCCGGGACUGUCUGGAGAAGUCUGGUGGCUUUCCUAGAAAUCACGGACGCCAAGGUCAGUAUCUAUCGCAACCCUGUACGAUCUAACAUCAUCCCAUACGAGCAGGAAUCGUUGGGACUCGAACGUGCCCUUGGCGCCAUCUGCUUGGCUCGUGGUGGCUUCCCCACGUUUGAAGACUACUUAUGGUUCGCUCAGAGUCAAGACGUCGCCAACGCCUCCUUCUCUUCCGCUAGGCUUUUCUCCAGUAUCGCAGGCGACAUCUUCGAUUCUCUUGUGGAAAAAAACCAGUCCUUUCUCACAGACCUGCAUGAUCUAAGAAUAGACCUUCGUCUGAACGGUUCCUUGGUCCGGAACGCUUCUAUACAAGAGGCUGAGAGCUGGUUCGACAAAAUGUCAGUCUACCAGGAUGUCCUACUGGAGACACAGAAGGCUCUGGUGAAUAAAAUCAGCCUGAAGCUAGAUGAGCGUGAUGAGGAGGACCUGACGAAGAUGAUUGUCAUUGCCGUGGUUUUUGGAUUAGUUCUGAUGAUGUGUCCUCUCAUCAUGCAGGGAGUCUACUCUUUGACCACCGAGAUGCAACGUUACUCAAUCUCCCUAGCCGACAGGACAAAGGCUCUGAAGACGGAGCAGAAGCGGACCAAUUCCUUGUUGUACCAGAUGCUUCCGAAAUCUGUGGCUGAGCAGCUGAAGAAGAACGAAGAAGUGACCGCUGAGACGUUUGAUGAAGUCACCAUCUUCUUCUCGGACAUCGUUGGCUUCACGUCUCUCUCGGCUCAGUGCUCUCCCGUACAAGUGGUUAACAUGCUGAACAGCCUGUACACGCUGUUUGACGACAGGAUCGACAAGUACGACGUGUACAAGGUGGAGACCAUCGGGGACGCUUACAUGGUGGCUUCUGGCCUGCCACAUAGGAACGGCAAACGUCACGCAGCCGAGAUCGGCACCAUGGCCCUGGACCUCUUGAACAACAUCACCAGCGUGGAGAUCCCCCACCUGCCGGAGACACACUUCAAGCUCCGCAUCGGUCUUCACACAGGCCCGGCCGUUGCUGGCGUCGUUGGGUAUAAGAUGCCGCGGUAUUGCUUGUUUGGAGAAAGCGUAACUAUUGCCUCCCGCAUGGAAUCUCUUGGAGAAGCCAAGCGCAUUCACGUCAGCCAAACAACAUACGACACUCUCCAGGAAAUGGGAGGGUUCCAACUGGAGCUACGCAAAGAUGACGUCGUCAGUAAGGACCCAUCGCUAAGCGCAUCUCUGAAAAACAACCUGCGCACAUAUUGGCUGACGGGACGAGUGGGAAUGAAUCUUAAAGCUCGAGCUGCAACACCUUCGGGAUCAGAUUUUUCUGAACUGGACAACGAUGAACCCAGGAAAAAGGUUUCAGCCAUACCUGCGGAAAUCAAGCCAGUUUCUGUGAAUGCCAAAACAGCGACUCAACGACGAAUCAGUGCUAAUGACGGUACACACGUGUUACACGAGGCUCUGUUCGAGUACGACCAGGGUCCAGGUAAACGCUGGCAUGAUCACAAGUGA